Sphaeramia orbicularis (orbiculate cardinalfish) is the source of this 718-nucleotide messenger RNA. It is a transcript of the gene alox5ap, whose product is annotated as arachidonate 5-lipoxygenase-activating protein. Bases 48 to 647 code for a protein of 199 amino acids. NCBI's taxonomy places the organism in Eukaryota, Metazoa, Chordata, Actinopteri, Kurtiformes, Apogonidae. The record is from RefSeq and is a predicted model, not a curated record. Gene Ontology annotation, molecular function: glutathione peroxidase activity; glutathione transferase activity; leukotriene-C4 synthase activity. Gene Ontology annotation, biological process: leukotriene biosynthetic process. Gene Ontology annotation, cellular component: endoplasmic reticulum; membrane; nuclear envelope. The transcript is spliced from 5 exons.
GAGGAAACCACAAGUGUGAAUGCUGGAGGUGGGAUGGGUUAUCUGUGAUGUCAGAGAGGGACAUAUUAGGUGUGGGGUUUGAUCUGAGUCCAAAAAACGGUUGUGGAGGUGAAAGUGACACAGUCAUCCUCGGAGCCUUCAUCCACCUGCUCCUGCAGCUCAAAUACUCAGAGGUCAUGGAGUCCAUCGGCGUGGUGGAACACAUCUACCUGCUGGUUAUCAUCACAGUCAUGAGUGUACUUCAGAAUGUGUUCUUCGCCCAGAAGAUAGAGAAAGAAUGUACGUCUCAUAACCCGCAUGCGUCUGCUAUUGAACGAGUGUCUUGUGCAAGUCGUAACUGCAUGGAUGCUUAUCCUACUUUCCUGGCAGCGAUGUGGUGUGCUGGUGUGUGUCUCAAUCAAGCUCCAGCCGCCUUCGCAGGGUUCAUGUACCUUGUUGUCAGGCAGAAGUACUUUGUCGGGUACAUGGGACAAAACUCUCAAAGCACCCCAGGCUUCCUGUUUGGAAAGCGCAUCCUCUCCUUCCUGUUGUUGAUGUCGGUUGUCGGCGUCUUCAACUACCUGCUGCUGCGUUUCUACGGCAGCGACUACAAGGAAUACGUGGAGACCAUCACCAACGCUGCUUCUGCGCUUCUCCUCAUCCCUUAGUCCAGUGUGGGUUAAAUCAUGGAAAUUCAUAAUGUCUGAUUACAUUUGCUAAACUGAUGAUUUCUGAUUUU